Molecule: messenger RNA, 1433 nt
Organism: Actinia tenebrosa (Australian red waratah sea anemone)
Lineage: Eukaryota; Metazoa; Cnidaria; Anthozoa; Actiniaria; Actiniidae
Source: RefSeq, a predicted model, not a curated record
GUUGCAAGUCAGACAUCAACAUCGGUUUCGACAACUUCGAGUACAACUCAAUCAUCCACUACUUCAAGUACUCCUACAACAGCAACAUCUUCAGUAACGCCAACUUCUAAACCAACUCUCACAACACGAAUCCAAGGCAGUGUCAAAUCAAAGUCCCAAUGGGAUGACAAAUUACUGGUAAAAACUAGCUCAUUAUACAAGGAGACAGAAAAGAUUUUCAAAGAUGCGAUUCAAAAAGUAUACGAAGCUCAAAAUGUUAGUGUUGAAGUCAUCGUGCAAGAGUUUACAAAAGGGAGCAUUAUAAUCUUCUAUGAGGUGAUCGUUAAAGGUGUCACAUCRACAUCGGAUCCUCGACAACUUCUGGUCAGUGCCAUUAAAGGAGGAAAAAUUGGGAAUUUGACAGUUGACCCAGAAUAUAUUGAUAUCAAAGAAGUGUAUCCAGGUCUUGAUUUGAGUAGCUAUAAAACCGUUGUCGRAAGCUUCUUCAACAAUUGCUGUGACUCACACCUUGGUUUUGCAAAUCAAACGAGGACCUGUUCAGCAGUCACCAGCAACGCGACAUGCGUGGGAGCUGUGGUAUACCGAGAGGUGAAAUGCGAAGAAGUGRAGGAUCAGACAUGCAGUGCAGCAUCUUUGAGACAGACAAUAGCCUUGAUUCUUGGCUUAAUCGUUAGCAGAUUAUUGUUGUGAAAAGAAGAUAUCAAGACUCUUCCUGUUGAUAACCACGGCACUGAUUUUCACUCGUAGCAAUAAUGUUUGACAAUUAAUGUUAAGACUGAUUAUCACCAAGGUARCCCGCUACAUUCGAUGCAAGGUUACCAUGGUGACCUUCUUCAUACUGUGCAAUAGUGUAAUUUAUUAACUAUUAUUUAUACAAAAAUUAACAUGGUAAUGUUUACCACAAGCUACCAUGGUAAUAUUCACACCACUUACAUUCACCACAGUUACCAUGGUAAUAGUCRCCACUGUUACCAUAGUAAUUUUGUUGCAACCAUGGCAAUGCUCACAAAGGGUCACCAGGCUUAAAGACAGAGAGAAAAUCGAUUGAAAGAUUCUUUUUAWUGCACUGCAGUCAACAAGACCUGGCAUGGAUUGUCUUGUAGAAAGUAUUUGAGUCCUUAUACAAAUAAAUCAAAACCGUCUUGGUACCGUUGUAAAAUAAUUUUAAAGAAUUUUAACAGRAAAAUUAACUUCACAAAAUGCCAAAACUUAAAGUCGUUUCGAAAAUCACAAUGAUCUUGAUCUCACAAACUGAUUCACGAAAAAAAAGUUUCGCACAUUUUGGUUUCGCUCUAAAACUCUUCACGUAAUUCGUGAAAAACUUACUGAAAACGCACGCAUGCGCAGAAGUUUUUCUUAGGUGUUUAGAUCUAAUGCAACUAAUUGYAACUUGUGUAUUUUGUAAAUAAACGUCAUCCUUAUUAUUACUGUAA